Molecule: messenger RNA, 3838 nt
Organism: Chenopodium quinoa (quinoa)
Lineage: Eukaryota; Viridiplantae; Streptophyta; Magnoliopsida; Caryophyllales; Amaranthaceae
Product: MLO-like protein 11
Exons: 15
Coding region: 737-2416 (559 amino acids)
Biological process (GO): defense response
Cellular component (GO): membrane
Source: RefSeq, a predicted model, not a curated record
UUGUAAGUAUUAUGCACAAAUCAAAGGACCUUUCUAUAACCUGUCGGGAGAUCCAUAUGGUUGGGUAGUUUCCUGUUGAUCCCAACGAGAAGAGAGAGAGCACACAAAAUUUUAUUAAAUUCUCUGCAUCUUCUAUCAACUGAAUCUAAACUCUUUCACAUUUUCUGGGUUUAUUUUAUUCUUUAUUUAUUUAUAUUUUAAUCACAUUGCUCUAUGAAUUAAGUGAUUCAUUCUUCAAGAACAUUGAGAUUAUAAUUCAUUUCUUGGGUUUUGAUUGAAGUUUCUGCCACAUUUUUGGGAGUUUUUGUUGCACUGUAGGAGAAGGCAAGGGAAAAUAGGAAGUGGGUUUGAUAUAUUUCUGGGUUAAUAUUCUGGAUAAUUUCAAAAUUUUCUGGGUUUUCAAGGAAUUUUCUUUUUGGUGGAGGUUAAGCUAAAAAAAUUCCAAUUUUCUGGGUUUUUGUUUUGGUUGAGAGAGAACUAAAAAAUUCCCACAUUUUUGGUAAUUUUUAAUUUGCACCACAAAGCUGUCCAUUUCAUGAAUGAAUAGUCGUGUGAAAUCAUAUGUCUACUAAGAAGGAAGAAAAGGUGACAUUUGUUUUAAGUGGAAGGGUCCUGAUGUUUUGUGUCAUGGGUCUUGGAAAAUAACAUGUUACCUAGCUUUACUGGUACUGUAAUGGUGAUAUUGGUCUAAAACUGUUUCGAGAACUCGAAAUAACCGCCAUUUUUGUAGGAUUGUAUGGUCAUAGAAAUGGAGGAUAAGAAUGAGGAAAUGCGCUCUUUGGCUUUAACUCCAACAUGGUCUGUUGCAUCUGUUUUGACAUUCUUUGUUGCAAUUUCUUUGCUGGUUGAAAGAUCAAUCCACUGGCUGAGUAAUUGGCUUGAUAAAACACGUCGAAAGCCGUUGCUUCAAACUGUCGAGAAAAUGAAAGAAGAGUUGAUGCUCCUCGGCUUUAUAUCUCUUCUUCUAACAGCAACUUCAAGCACUAUAUCCAGCUUUUGCAUAUCUUCAAAGUUUUUUGGUGGUGUAUUUUCCCCGUGCUCUGAAUCUGAAGUCCAUGAAGCUUCUGAAGAGGAUUUAUCCGAAGGACGUAAACUUUGGACAUCAUCUCCUCAAAAUUUCAGGAGAUUGAUGAGUGUCCUUCAUCAAAAUAAGUGUCCUGAGGGUAAAGAACCAUUUGUAUCAUAUGAAGGCCUCGAGCAGUUGCACCGAUUUAUCUUCAUCAUGGCAGUGACACAUGUAUCUUAUAGCUGUUUAACAAUGCUGCUUGCAAUUGUGAAGAUACAUAGUUGGAGAAAAUGGGAGGACCAAGCUCAGUUGGAUCGGCAUGAUGCACUCACAGAGAUCACAAGGGAGUUGGUAAUGCGAAGGCAAUCAAGCUUUGUCAAAUUUCAAGCGUCAAAUAUUUUGACCAAGAGCAAUUUCUGGAUUUGGGUGACAUGUUUCUUCAGGCAAUUUGGACAUUCAGUGGUUCGUGCUGAUUAUCUUACACUACGCAAGGGAUUCAUUAUGAACCAUAAACUUAGUAGAAGAUAUGAUUUUCACAGCUAUAUGGUUCAAUCUAUGGAAGAAGAAUUUCAAAGAAUUGUUGGUGUGAGUGGUCCACUUUGGGGAUUUGUAGUUGCUUUCAUGCUGUUUAACAUAAGAGGAUCAAACCUAUACUUUUGGAUAGCCAUAUUACCUAUAGCACUCGUUCUUUUGGUGGGUACUAAGCUUCAACAUGUUAUAGCAACCUUAACGCUUGAGAGUGCUGGACUAUCAGGGUUCUUUACGGGAACAAAGUUAAAGCCUCGUGAUGAUCUCUUUUGGUUUAAGAAGCCAGAAUUGCUGCUAUCCUUGAUUCACUUUAUACUUUUCCAGAAUUCCUUUGAGCUUGCUUCUUUUUUCUGGUUUUGGUGGCAGUUUGGAUAUGAUUCUUGCUUUAUAAGUAACCAUCUUCUGGUCUACUUGCGGCUUUUAUUGGGAUUCUCUGGGCAGUUCCUCUGCAGCUACAGCACUUUGCCACUGUAUGCACUGGUUACUCAGAUGGGAACAAAUUACAAGGCAGCAUUAAUUCCUCAUAGAAUUAGGGAGACUCUUCAUGGUUGGAAGAAGUCUGCGGCAAAGAGAAAGAAGAGGCUCGGUAUGUAUGGUGAUGAUUCAACCGUACAUACAGAUGCAAGCACGGUAAUUUCAUUAGACGAAGAUGACAGUCACAUGCUUGAUAUCCCUGUUUCUGGGGCUGCUACACAGUCUGAAAUUGAGCUACAAUCACCUUCCACAGCAGAUGCAAGUCCACCAGUUGCCAAUGAAAGUUCCAGUCGUGUUGGUACUCCUCUCCUCAGACCAUCUGCCUCUAUAUCUGCAAGAAUACCGAGUUCUCAGCAAAUUGACAUUCCACGGUGUUCUUCAAUGCCAAAUAGAAGAACUGAUCAGUAGUUUAAUGAUAGGAUCAUAGUAUUAUGACAUAACGGGAGUUUGUAGAGAAUCUUCCUGUUUAUAGGUUUUCACACGAUUUAUACAACAAAUAAAUCAAUAGGUUAUAGGCUUACUAUAUUGGAUUCGGAUCCUCUCCAGAAAGUGGACCGUCUAGUUACUGGUGGAUUAGAGAAGGUAUGAGGGGUGGAGGGUUUUUUAUUUUUUUUUAUGUACAUGUAUUUUUUUUUUUUUUAAUUUUUCCUCUCAGUCUAGUAACUGAAUGGUCCAUUAUUCGGAGAGAAUCCUGUCUAGAUUGUACUUUUGUAACAUGAUGACAUUCUCAAAAUGCUAAUUGAUGGACAUGAUUAUACAGAAACAAUUUUUUUUUUUUAUUGCAGUUAUUGCUCUGUGUCAAAUAAGAGAAUUGAUUCAAAGUGACGGAAAAGAGUUUGUCAGAUAUAUGCAGUUUAUUAUCAGAGUUGCACUCCAAAUGAGCUUUUAUAUUGUAAUACCAUUGCUAUGAGAUCAUUUAUCACCAGGAUCAGGCUCAUUAACUACCCCAACAUGUCCUGGAUGAUGAAAAUUCUUCUGUGGAUGAAGCAUAUGAGUCGGAUUCAUUGAUUCCAAGCCUUGAGCAGCAUUCCCUUUGAUGAAAUCCAGAUGAAAUGGAGGGGGGGAUUUUGUAUCACAGGUGUAACAAAAAUCCCCGAACUGACAACACUUGACAUUUCCACCGUAGCAAGGUCCACAAUUACCAUCAAUCGAACAACAUCCUUCUUGAUUUGGAUCAUGGCGGGGAAUGUAGGAAGCUAGAGAUACCCUGUGAGCUAAUGAAAGGUUCAUCCAUGGUGAGAGUAGAAGAGAGAAGAAACACAAGUAAAGGGUGUGUAUCGAUUUUAUAGCCAUUUUUUUUAGACUUGCUUUCUGCUAUUAUCGAGUAGGUCUUUGCUAGUGUGCUGGUUUUAUAAUUAUUUAUGGAGCAUGCAUUGUAGUGUGAUGCUGGUUGUGUAAAUUCUACCGUCAUUCUAUACUCAAAAAUCAUGCUACUUGUGUGAGUAGAAAUUUUGUGUUUGUUAGGCUUCAAAAAAUAACAACCUAGCUUAUGCAAAAGAAAUUUAGGGCAAUAAGUAUACUGUGAUGGUUUUGUAUGUAGGAAUUGAAGGUGAAAAAGGAAGUGCAAAUUCAUGUAAAAGACAAUGUAACGUAUACAGUUAUGUUAAGAUCAACCCCAUUAACUAAAUUAAAUAAGGAAAAAAAAUUAAGUUACAAAUGGUAUGUUAAAAAAAAUCAUGUGUGGAAAACUAUCAACUCGUGACAAAUACUUGACCAACCCGCAUUAGUCGAGGCAUAUGGAAAUCGGAAAAAUCGCUAGAGAGAUCAAAUAUUAAUGAAAUUUAUUUAUUUAUCUAUUUUUAUUUUAUUUUUGAAAGGAAAGAUACAAAA